AUGGCUGUCUCAACAAUCUACUCAACACAAGCUCUCAACUCAACUCACUUCUUAACCUCCUCUCCUUCUUCUUCCUCCUCAAAACAAGUCUUCCUAUACCGUCGUCAAUCCCAAACCAACCGUAGAUUCAACACAAUCAUCACUUGCGCCGCACAACAAACCAUCGUGAUCGGUCUCGCCGCCGAUUCCGGAUGCGGCAAAAGCACCUUCAUGCGGAGGCUCACAAGCGUCUUCGGCGGCGCCGCUGAGCCACCGAGAGGCGGGAAUCCUGAUUCCAACACACUCAUCAGCGACACGACCACUGUGAUCUGUCUCGACGACUACCAUUCCUUGGACCGGACCGGUAGGAAAGAGAAAGGAGUCACCGCUUUGGACCCACGCGCCAAUGACUUUGAUCUUAUGUAUGAGCAAGUCAAAGCUCUCAAGAGUGGUGUCGCCGUCGAGAAACCGAUCUACAAUCACGUCACUGGACUUCUUGAUGCGCCUGAGCUUAUUCAGCCUCCCAAGAUUCUCGUCAUCGAAGGUCUUCACCCAAUGUUUGAUGAGAGGGUAAGAGACUUAUUGGACUUCAGUAUCUACUUAGACAUAAGCAAUGAAGUCAAAUUCGCUUGGAAAAUCCAGAGGGAUAUGGCUGAGAGAGGUCACAGUUUAGAGAGCAUCAAAGCAAGUAUCGAAGCCCGAAAGCCUGAUUUCGAUGCAUUCAUUGACCCGCAAAAGCAGUACGCAGAUGCAGUCAUUGAAGUGCUUCCUACGCAGCUGAUUCCAGAUGACAAUGAAGGCAAAGUGUUGAGAGUGAGACUGAUAAUGAAGGAAGGUGUUAAAUACUUUAGCCCGGUCUACCUAUUCGAUGAAGGUUCGACCAUCUCUUGGAUCCCUUGCGGCCGCAAACUCACCUGCUCGUACCCUGGCAUCAAGUUUAACUACGAACCUGAUUCCUACUUCGACCAUGAGGUAUCGGUUUUGGAGAUGGACGGGCAAUUCGAUAGACUGGACGAGCUGAUUUACGUGGAGAGCCAUCUGAGCAACCUCUCGACCAAAUUCUACGGCGAAGUGACUCAGCAAAUGCUCAAACAUGCUGAUUUCCCGGGGAGCAACAACGGGACUGGUCUAUUCCAGACCAUUGUUGGAUUGAAGAUCAGAGAUCUCUACGAGCAGCUCAUUGCCAGCAAAGCCACUGCUCGUGCAGAAGCUGCUAAAGCCUAA
Molecule: messenger RNA, 1203 nt
Organism: Thlaspi arvense
Lineage: Eukaryota; Viridiplantae; Streptophyta; Magnoliopsida; Brassicales; Brassicaceae
Source: the annotation of a GenBank genome assembly